AUGGGGUCAUUUACACCUGACGGGUACACCUGCCAUGCUCACUGCCAAGACCUGGUGCACCUGGGCUGCCGGCAGAAUGGAAAAUUAAUGGACUGCCUCGCUCUCCAUGACACCUUAGAUCCAUUUUACAGCAGCAGUCAGGAUGUUCAGAAGGAGAGAGAACCUCAUGUUUAUCUCAGUAAAGAAGAAGUUAAAGAGAAGAUACAAAGCUAUAAUUCAUCUGUCACUGAUAAACUAAAGAUGACCUUGAACGCGAAUGGGAUUUACACUGGCUUCAUCAAAGUCCAGAUGGAACUAUGCAGACCCAUCACUGUGCAGUCCUCCCAGAGCCAGGGGAGGUGUGCUCCCAGCAGCCAGGAAACUGCUUUUUACCUGCCUGAUGGCUGCGUGAACACCCUGCACAUCAGCAGCACCAACACUGUGCGGGAGGUUAUCGAGGCCUUGCUCAAGAAGUUCUUUGUGGCUGACAACCCUGCAAAGUUUGCACUUUAUAAACGCUGUCACAAGGAAGAUCAAGUUUAUACAUGCAAGCUGUCAGACAGAGAACAUCCCCUCUACCUGCGCUUGGUGGCAGGCCCCAAAACAGAAAUGCUCAGUUUUGUUCUACGUGAGCAUGAAACUGGAGAAGUCAUGUGGGAAGCUUUUAGCAUUCCUGAACUGCAAAACUUCUUGCGCAUACUGGACAAAGAGGAAAAUGACCAACUGCAGAUCUUGAAGAACCGCUACGCAGCUUACAGGGGCAAACUUGAAGAAGCCCUUCGUGGGGUGUUGAAACCUGGUUAAAGGGGGCCAAAGGACACUCAGGAAAAGCACGCUACCAAACGUCAAUAGAGCAUGCCAAACCCAACUACAAAGAGCAGCAGAGAGUAGUUUUCUUUAUUCAGAAGACUGUUUUGUGAUGCCGGGGUAGACUUAGUUCCAUAAGCCAGGUCUUAUGCAUCUUAGCAUCUUGCACCCGUAAGUAAGGGAUUCUGCAUGUUUGUACAUCAGUUUGCAACCCUCUGUGUGCCUAGAGUUUCCCAAGGUAUCUUGGUGCAAGCUGUGAAACUGUAAGCAAUUUCCUAGGAUGCUAUGAAAUAAUGCCUUUUUAUUUUUCCUUCUUUGCUGAAUGGUAUCUCUACAAGUAAGGAUGUGCAAAUUGAUGGGUUAAAAAAAUAUUACUAAAGCCAUUUGAACGAGAACUAGUUGGAGCACUAUCUUAGAGAUGAAAUUGAUUUGCACUACCUUUCUGUUUUCAAAUAGUUACUGUAUAAUUUUUGAGAGAACUGUUAUAGGUGGAAAGCUUAUGAGAUCUUAUGGUUUGUACUGUGAAAUUUGUGGAGAGCUUUAAGUGGUCGUUGUGAAGAAGGUAAAGAGAAAGUUGAAAAGAAGGUAAGAGCUGGGGGAGAAGAACUCUAAUAGCUGACUGAGGAGGUUUUAAAUGAAAAUAGUAUUUACACAGAGGAAAGUUGAAAUACUAAUUCUACAAGGUUAAAGUUUUAGUAUGUUAUAAUAUUGUGAAUAAUUUUAUGGUUUUUAACUGCAUAAAUCCACACUGGAAAAGAAAUAAAGAUAAUAGAAAUAGUGGGAAGGAACGAGAAGCAAAAGCUAAGUAAGAAUGGAAAUGGAGCUGCACAUACAGGUCCCUUUUGGAGUAGCUGAUUCCAUAAAGGCAUAGUCAGGGUUUGAAAAUUGUGGCAAACCUAAAAAGCUGCUUACUUGAAUUCUGAAAAGUGGUCCAUGUCUCAGAUAACUCUGUGAGAAAUAUAUGUCUAGUGAGGGUGCAGAAAUAAGCUACAACUACAGAUGCAUUUGGUCUUUAUUGUAAGUCAGGUCUUUCCUCUGGCUCAGUGAUCCAUUUUUAGGCUGGAUAAUCUUGAAUUACCAUAUCAGAAAUAGCUUCCUCUGCUUCUUUCUUUGUUAAAGGCUCAGUCCAGAAAGAAAGUAGAAUUUCUUAUUUACAUUUUCCAGCCCAGCAGAAUGUUAACAUUUAUUGUCUGUGUUGGUGACUGAGCUUAGUAACUCUUGCUUGUAAUAAUUCAAAAAGUUUUUUCCUUAUGGUUUUUAAACUCUUAAUUGAAAAACUGAUUACCAAAUUCUGCAGACUGCUGAUUUACUUGAUUUAAAAGUAGAAAAAAUGUAGCAAGAAGACUUUUUACUUUAGUGUGAAUAUAGUUGUUGUUCUUUCAGAGUUAUUUAUGUAAAAAAAAAAGCAUGUUCAAAAGAAACCAAAGAAGUGGGUGUGCA
This is a messenger RNA of Ficedula albicollis (Collared flycatcher), 2226 nucleotides long. It is a transcript of the gene RASSF3, whose product is annotated as Ras association domain family member 3. Gene Ontology annotation, biological process: signal transduction. The coding region runs from base 1 to 783 and encodes 260 amino acids. The transcript has 6 exons. Lineage: Eukaryota; Metazoa; Chordata; Aves; Passeriformes; Muscicapidae. The record is from RefSeq and is a predicted model, not a curated record. Gene Ontology annotation, cellular component: cytoplasm.